Molecule: messenger RNA, 363 nt
Organism: Theileria parva strain Muguga
Lineage: Eukaryota; Apicomplexa; Aconoidasida; Piroplasmida; Theileriidae
Gene: COF1
Product: Cofilin/tropomyosin-type actin-binding family protein
Exons: 2
Coding region: 1-363 (120 amino acids)
Biological process (GO): actin filament depolymerization
Cellular component (GO): actin cytoskeleton; cytoplasm
Molecular function (GO): actin filament binding
Source: RefSeq, a predicted model, not a curated record
AUGGAGAGCGGAAUUAAAGUGUCGGAAGAAACCGUCGCAAAGUUCAAUCAGAUGAAGCUGAAGAAAGUUAAAACCAGAUACAUGGUACUUAAGGUGACUGGAGACUUUGUAAGUGUACAAAACGACGGAGAGGGAGAUGUGGAGGAACUGUUAACCGUGCUCCCAAAAGAUGACUGCGCUUUUGUUGUUUACGACAAGGGACAAAACCUUGUACUAUUUAUGUUCGCGCCGCCGGGAGCUAAAACUCAGUCUAGGACAGUAUACUCAACAACCAAACAGACUGUAGAAAACGCCUUAUCAGGAGUCAGACUCUAUAGGAACCUGGUCGAAGAUCAUGACGAGGUCAGAGGCGCUCUAGCAUGA